This is a messenger RNA of Medicago truncatula (barrel medic), 2709 nucleotides long. Its product is annotated as probable disease resistance protein At5g63020. The transcript is spliced from 2 exons. Gene Ontology annotation, molecular function: ADP binding. The coding region runs from base 1 to 2709 and encodes 902 amino acids. The record is from RefSeq and is a predicted model, not a curated record. Lineage: Eukaryota; Viridiplantae; Streptophyta; Magnoliopsida; Fabales; Fabaceae.
AUGGAAGCGUUGGGAGUAAUUUGGGAAGUUGCAAAAUGUUUGUUCAGUUGCACAAAUGCACAAGCUGCCUAUAUUUAUAAAUUACAAGAAAAUCUGGAAUCACUGAACAAAAAAUGGGAUGAUCUUCAAAACAAGGAAAAGGAUGUGCUAACAAAAAUUGAUAAAGAUGAGAGCACAGGAGUGAUGAAAAGGACAAAUGAAGGGAUUGGUUGGCUUCAGGAAUUUCAAACACUUCAAGAGAAAAUGAUGAAGGCUAAUCAGUAUGGUCAAGAGUUUCAAAAUAACAGAUGUCUGAAUGGUUACUGCCCAAAGAACUUUGUGUCAAGCUACAAGUUAGGUAAGGAAAUUGUUGAGAGGCUCAAUGAGGUGAAUGCCAUGCUUUCUAAAGCUGAUAAGACGCAGUUUACUAUUGAGCAACCACCUAAACCUGUUGAUGAGAUGCCUUGUGGUGAGACUAUAGGCUUGGACUUGAUGUUCAACAAAGUAUGGAAAAGUCUUGAAGAUACUAAUGUGGGAAUAAUUGGUUUAUAUGGAAUGGGUGGCGUCAGAAAAACUACCGUUAUGAAGAGAAUUCACAGUGAAUUAGGAAAGAGGGAGCAUAGUUUUGAUAUAGUGUUGUGGGCAGUGGUUUCUAAAGAUUGUGAUAUCAAUCAAAUCAUGACUGACAUCAGCAAUAGGUUAGGGAUUGAUGAGAAUUUUUGGAAAAGAAGUAGUCAAGAGCAAAGAGUAGCGAAGAUUCAUGAACGGUUGAAAGGAAAGAAGUUUGCGUUGAUGUUAGAUGAUUUAUGGGGAAAGCUAGAACUACAGGCGAUAGGAGUUCCGAUCCUGAAAGAAAGUAACAACAAAUCAAAAGUUAUGUUCACAACACGGUUUGAGGAUGUGUGUGCUAAAAUGAAAGCGGAAACAAAACUGGAAGUCAAAUGUUUAUAUGAUAAAGAAGCAUUUGAAUUGUUUUGUAACAAAGUAGGCGACGAGACAUUAAAAUGUCACACAGAGAUCCCGAAGCUAGCACAUGAAAUGGCUAAAGAAUGCGGAGGAUUGCCGCUAGCAUUAAUCACUGUGGGAAGUGCCAUGGCUGGGGUGGAAAGUUAUGAUGCUUGGAUGGAUGCGAGAAAUAAUUUGAGGAGUUCUCCUUCUAAAGCCUCGGAUUUUCUAAAAGUUUUUCGAAUCCUCAAGUUUAGUUAUGACAAACUUCCAGAUAAGGCGCAUAAAAGUUGCUUCUUGUACUGUGCAUUGUACCCAGAAGAUUUUGAAUUAGAUGUUGAUGAACUUAUUGAUCGAUGGAUGGGUGAGGGAUUUCUCGAUAAAGAUGGUAAAAGUAUAUAUGAUAUGUACAAUCAAGGGAAAUCUAUUAUUGAAAAAUUAAUACUUUCAUGCCUAUUAGAGGAGGGGAUUGUUACUAAAUUUAACUUUGUGACUGGUUGGUACAGUAGGGUAUUUAAGAUGCAUGAUGUGAUUAGAGAUAUGGCACUAUGGUUAACUCGAGAUGAAGAUGAAAACAAAGACAAAAUUGUAGUUCAAGGGGAAGCAAUUUCCAUUUCGGAAAUGGAUUCUAAAAGAUUGAAUGUUGUAGAGAGGAUUUCAAUAAUAAGUACUUGGGAUUCAAAAGAAAGCUGGAAGAUACCAACUUGUCCGAAUCUCAUUACCCUUUGUUUAAAUUUAGAAAUAGAGUAUAUUGAUCAUGCUUUAUCAAUGAAUUUCCAAUCCAUAAAAAAGCCGAGAGUGUUGGAUUUAUCAAGGAAUCGUUUUAUUAAUCUGUCCGCAGAAAUAGGCGAGUUAAUCAACUUGGAAUUCCUUAACCUCUCAGGAACAGGAGUAUUUGCGCUGCCUAUUGCAUUGAAGAAGUUGAAAAACUUGAGGGUAUUUCUUUUGGAUGGUAUGCUUCGCCUUGAAGUCAAAAACAUUCCUAUGGAAGUGAUAGAGAGUCUAGAACAAUUAAAGGUAUUUAGAUUUAGUAGUUAUUACAGAUCUUUACAAGAAGAAGAGAUAUCAUUACUGGAGAAGCUUGAAUCAUUACCAAAAUUGGAGGCACUGAGCGUCCAAUUAAGAAACUUCACUAGUGUGCAGAGAUUAUUUGACUCCACCAAAUUACGAGAUUGCUCUAGAUACCUUAUGAUUUAUGAUUUGGAAAAGGAGGGGUCACACUCACUUGAAAUGUCUUCAUUAUUAACAUCCAUGACGGAAAUGAGACAUUUGGACCGCAUAUAUCUUUCAUGCAUUCACCACCUUAUGGAUGGUUCAUCGAUUGCUGACAAAUACCUUCUUAGCAAGCUUCGCCAAGUGUGCAUACAUUAUUGUUGUUCAAUAACUCAUUUGACAUGGUUGAGGUAUGCUCCGCUUCUCGAGGUCCUUUCUGUUUCUGAUUGUUAUUCAAUUGAAGAGGUGGUGAAAGAAGCUAAAGAUGGUGAACAAGCUGGCUAUGACUCCAACAAUGACAUGAUAUUCAAAAAUCUUAAAGAUCUUUGCCUUCAUAAUAUGCGAAAUCUAGUGAGCAUCCACAAGAGAGCUUUGAAUUUUCCUUCCCUAAAACGUAUUAUGGUUAAAGGUCACUGCCCCAAUCUGAGGAAGCUUCCUUUGAAUUCCGGCUUUGCUUCCAAGAAUAAUCUGGUCUUGAUUCAAGGAGGGACCAAGUGGUGGGACAAUUUAGAGUGGGAUGACAAUAUUAUUCCAACCUUACUACGUCCUAAGUUUGAAGCAGUGCUGUAUUAA